AUGAAUAUAGAAUCUAUUUUUUCAUUGUUUAAUAUUGUAUCAGUACUGUUCUUGAUCAUUACCACUCAAGUUAGGGCUCGUGGUGGUAGACCGUUUGAUGAAAACUAUGUCGUUAAGUGGGGACAAGUCUUGAAACUCAAUCAAGGGAAAGAAGUUGAACUCUCCAUGGAUCGUUCUUCAGGUUCUGGCUUUGAGUCUAGAAGCCACUACGGAUCAGGAUACUUCCAAAUGAGAAUCAAAUUGCCUCCAAAAGAUUCCGCAGGCGUCGUUACCGCAUUCUACUUGACCUCGAAGGGAAACACCCACGACGAGAUUGAUUUUGAGUUCUUGGGGAAUAGAGAAGGAAAACCGAUUGCAAUGCAAACAAAUGUGUUUGCCAAUGGCCAAGGAAAUAGAGAACAAAAGUUUGUUUUUUGGUUCGAUCCCACCGCAGAUUUCCACACUUAUGGGAUUCUCUGGAAUCCAUAUCAUAUUGUGUUUUAUGUGGACAAAAUACCAAUAAGGGUAUUCAAAAAUGACAAAAGAUAUGGCGUGAGCUAUCCAUCAAAGCCCAUGCAAGUGGUGGCUAGUCUGUGGAACGGCGAGGACUGGGCAACAAAUGGUGGUAGAGACAAGAUUAAUUGGGCCUAUGCUCCUUUUAAGGCCAAUUUUCAAGGUUUUUCCGGUUCUGGUUGUCACGCGGAUGGUCAAAGCAUUAAUGCGAAAAGUUGUGGUUCGACAAUGUACUGGUGGAACGCAAGGAAGUAUAGUAGGUUAAGUGCAAUCAAACAGAAGGAACUCAGGAAUGUGAGAGCAAAGCACAUGAACUAUGAUUAUUGUUCAGAUCGGGCUAGAUUUCCUGUUCCUCCUGUUGAAUGUCGAUGGAAUCAGUAA
This is a messenger RNA of Arabis nemorensis, 873 nucleotides long. Lineage: Eukaryota; Viridiplantae; Streptophyta; Magnoliopsida; Brassicales; Brassicaceae. The record is from the annotation of a GenBank genome assembly.